AUGCUAGGCACAGAUGGAGAUGACAAUUGGGACCUCCAAUUGACUCUGACCACGGUAGAGCUCAACAGGGUCAGGCUCGAACGUUUGCGUUUGGCUGGGAACCGGACCGGGGCGGACCUCGCGAGAAAGCAAGCUGAUUACGUGGCGAGAACGCUCAAGGUGCUCGGUGGGUGCAUCUCGCAGCAGCAACAGGCUAUGGGGAAGCGUGCCAGCGGCGACACUAGAGGGUGGGGCGAGGGCGAGGGGUGGGAGACACAAGGUGCCAAAGCCCACGAGACACGGCUGCGACUCUUGACGCUUCAGGGGCAGUGGCUCGAGACGAAGGGACAUUUGCUGGCGGAGAACAACUCCUCCGGAGGGGGGCAGGAGGAAGAGGCAGCCGAGAGCUUCCGUGCAUCCCUCGCCAGCCUGGAGAAGGCCACCGAACUCGGGGACAGCUUGACCGUGCGCCCCCCCCGAUCCAAGCUGUCCCCGACCCCCGGGAGUUCCGAUGGAAACGCCUCCGGGACGACGCCUACGCCGGGAGCCGUCGAGGCCACCGGCGAGGCCAUGUUGCGGCUGGCCAAGCUUUGCGAUACCAUGUCCGCCGGGGACAGCACCAUGUCAGAUGUAAGGGGAAGGGGGCGGGAAGACCUGGCCGCGCUCGCCGUGAAGGAGUACCUUCGGGCCAUGGGAGUCGGGUCUGCCGGCGCGAGGGACUCUUUCCCGAGGGUUCUCUACCUGGCGGGGAAGUUCUCCAAGGCUCGCGCGGCGUUCGCGGACGGGGCGUCGGUUGUACCCGAGUGGACGUUCCUGCGAUGGAGAUGGCAGAUGCUCGGGGUUACAGGGCGGGAGGAGGGGCCUGUGGUGAUCAAGGCGAGACUCGUUUGUGGCAAGCUUAAGGAGAAAAACGGAAGAGUGAUGACGUUCCGCAUCUUGUUGGCGGUUCUCGAGCGGGUGGCGCUCGCCUACCCUCGAGCGCUGUUCUACCCCCUGCUCAUGACGAAGGCAUCGGCGGCGGCCAGAAACGGCGAAGGGGGUGCCGGAGCCGAUGACGACGGGCGAAAGCUCUCAAGACUCACAGCCCUGACCGCUGACCCUUCCGCGGAGGCGUUUGCCGAGGCCCUACGUGGGCUACAUCACCCCGAGAUGCGGUUCUCCGACGGCAUGAAGCGGGUGUGCGGGCUACUGAACAAGUCCCAAAUAGACCUUGCUCGUGUGGCCUACCGGAAGUUGCGGAACGACUGCCUCGUGACCACCGGCCGCAAGACAGGGGACGACAAGGUCGUACCGCAAACUGUUUGUGUCCGUUUGGUUUCCCAGAUGUCAGAGCGCUGGAGGGAGUUGGACAAGGCCAUGGGCAAGGACGGGGAACUUCUGAACGACCGCGAGGCUAGGCGCUUCCUGUUCCAAGGAAGAAAAUGGCAGCUCGAGGUAAAGAAGUCUUCCCGGCUGAAGCUUUCAGGUUUUUCGACGUGGAUGUCCGACUUCGACUCCAACCGGCACAAGCUAGAGGUCCCCGGACAGUACGGGGGGAUGUCUGCCGCCCCUCCCCGGGUUUCCCUGCACAGUCGCAUUGUCAGGCAAGAGCGUGCGCUUUUUGUUUCGGUGCAGGCGCCAGGGAUUGAGAGCUUCCCCCUUGUGUUCCGUGCCAGAAAGGUGUUUGGGUUUCAUACGCCUUGGCAUGGGAACGGCAACGUUUGGCUGGGUUGGUUCAGGACCCCGAUGCUCUCCUCCAAUACUUGA
Messenger RNA from Ectocarpus sp. CCAP 1310/34, 1725 nucleotides. The record is from the annotation of a GenBank genome assembly. Lineage: Eukaryota; Phaeophyceae; Ectocarpales; Ectocarpaceae.